GCCAGACCCGGCCCUCCCCGCGUCUCGCCCGGCGGUGUGGCGGUGCCAUGGCGCGGGCACUGGGCCCUGCGCGCCUCUUUCGGAGCGCAGAGGCGCUGCUGGAGAGAGAGGCGCCGAAUACCGUAGUGCUGCUGCACGGCCUGCGCUUUGCGCCCAAUGCGGGUGCCUCCCUCCGCGCGGCGCACUUGCUUGGGGCGCAGGCCGUGAUCUUCAUUGGAGGUGUCGCUGAGAAGGCUGACCAGGACCUGGCACCACUUCAGGAGGCCCUCCGCAUCUCCAUGGCCGCACGCCACGGGUGGCGGCUUCACCUCUGCGCGCACCCCAAAGCCGAGGCGCAGAAGGUCCUCGACGCCUGCCGGGCCUUUGGCUGCUCCAAUGUUUGCGUGGAGACGGACACCGCAGGCCUCUCCUCGCCACCUGCAGCGCUGGAUUCUGCGGACCUGGCCCGAGAGAAGGCAGCCUUCCUGUUUGGAGCCGAGGACACAGGGGUACCACUAGAACUAAUGAAGGCGUGCGAUGACUUUGUCUCCAUCCCCACGUUGGGUAAGGGCUCCCUGAACGUCUCCCACGCGGUGGCUCUGGUCUUGUACGAGCGCGGGCGGCAGAUCCGGCAGAAGAACAUUCAGCCUGCUUGAGCAGCAAAGGGAAGCUCCGCUCCAAGACUUCCGUCGACCUUGACGAUCAUAGUGAGCUCGUUGGUCGGUGCCACAGAUGGGCUGUACCAGGGUGGACGCACGAUACAGAGGCGGCCGUACAGCAGCUUGCAGCAUGGUUGCCUGAGGAGGAAAGGCUCAGUUUGCUCCACUCGGGCUUGAAGAGCAAGGGUUUGUGCAUGCCUGGAUGGCGCAUGCACCCUUGGACCAGCUGGAGUCUGGUCGCGGAAGCGUCCACAGUCUAAGCAUAUCCGACUUGGGCGCAGACCAAGUCUUGCCGAUGAGAGCCAGGCUGAC
Molecule: messenger RNA, 950 nt
Organism: Effrenium voratum
Lineage: Eukaryota; Dinophyceae; Suessiales; Symbiodiniaceae
Source: the annotation of a GenBank genome assembly